Talpa occidentalis (Iberian mole) is the source of this 997-nucleotide messenger RNA. RefSeq names its product E3 ubiquitin-protein ligase RNF152-like. Lineage: Eukaryota; Metazoa; Chordata; Mammalia; Eulipotyphla; Talpidae. The record is from RefSeq and is a predicted model, not a curated record. Gene Ontology annotation, cellular component: lysosome; lysosomal membrane. Gene Ontology annotation, biological process: positive regulation of autophagy; apoptotic process; protein polyubiquitination. Gene Ontology annotation, molecular function: ubiquitin protein ligase activity.
CUGCUGCGGGAGGCGGCUGAACAAGCUCAGGCUCAAUUGUGCUUCCUGCCUGUCAGCCUCUUGCUCCCAACGCCUACCAUUUCCACUUGAUGUCAUCACGCAGAAGGGGGUGAAAGGGACUCGGUGACAGAUUCAGAAACUGAUUGCUAGAUGCCUGUGAGCCCCUGACAACCUCAAGGCUUUGGAAAGAAGGAAGGCCUGGAAGCAGGGCUCCUGAGAACAAGCUCCUCCCCGGUGGCCUUGGCAUUUCAACUCUUGGUCCAGGAUGGAGACCCUCUCCCAAGAUUCUUUGCUGGAAUGUCAGAUCUGUUUCAAUUAUUACAGCCCGCGGCGAAGGCCCAAGUUGCUGGAUUGCAAACACACCUGCUGCUCGGUGUGCCUGCAGCAGAUGAGGACGAGCCAGAAGGAUGUGCGGUGCCCCUGGUGCCGGGGCAUCACCAAGCCCCCAGGCUUCUCCGUGUCGCAGCUCCCCGAUGACCCCGAGGUCCUGUCUGUCAUCGCCAUCCCUCACGCCUCCGAACACACCCCCGUCUUCAUCAAACUUCCCAGCAAUGGGUGCUACAUGCUGCCCCUGCCCAUCUCCAAGGAACGAGCGCUGCUGCCUGGAGACAUGGGUUGCCGCCUGCUGCCUGGGAGCCAGCAGAAGUCUGUCACCGUGGUGACCAUUCCCGCCGAACAGCAGCCUCUGCAAGGUGGGGCUCCCUCAGAGGUGGCAGAGGAGGAGCCAGACAGGCGGGGCGUGGUGAAAAGCUCCACCUGGUCCGGGGUGUGCACUGUGAUCCUGGUGGCCUGUGUCCUGGUCUUCCUUCUGGGCAUCGUGCUGCACAACAUGUCCUGCAUUUCUAAGCGCUUCACUGUGAUAUCCUGUGGCUGAAGGCACUGCAGGGAAGUCUCUUGUGGGUACCAACUAGGGGUUGAGCAGGUGUUGGUGAUGGGAUCACAGUGAGAAAUGGGGGUGGGGGGGGAGAGAGAUCAUUUGGUGCCAGGCACUGCCUCU